Messenger RNA from Symsagittifera roscoffensis, 1324 nucleotides. RefSeq names its product DNA repair protein RAD51 homolog 3-like. Bases 184 to 1257 code for a protein of 357 amino acids. Gene Ontology annotation, biological process: DNA repair; meiotic DNA recombinase assembly; reciprocal meiotic recombination. Gene Ontology annotation, molecular function: ATP-dependent DNA damage sensor activity; ATP binding; crossover junction DNA endonuclease activity. The record is from RefSeq and is a predicted model, not a curated record. NCBI's taxonomy places the organism in Eukaryota, Metazoa, Xenacoelomorpha, Acoela, Convolutidae. The transcript is spliced from 3 exons. Gene Ontology annotation, cellular component: replication fork; Rad51C-XRCC3 complex; Rad51B-Rad51C-Rad51D-XRCC2 complex.
CCAGAAAACACCGGAGAAGAGUUGUUAUUUUAAUAAGCGACAAGGUGCCUGCAUGCAUAGUAUUUUUGAUUAAUAUUAUUCAAAUUUCUUGAUUGGGAUUCAGCGUCACCGACUUUUUUUGAGGCGAAACAAUUUUUAAAAAGUUUGGAAUGCGUACUUACAUCUUAGUUUAAGUUCACUUGAAUGGACAGCAACCAUAAUAAACAUCAUAGUUCAUCACAAAGCGAAGACCUAAAGCUUUGUUUUCUCAGCAUCGAUUCUCAGACACUCGGGAAACUACUCAAGCUUAAAAUAACUUCUGUUAAGCAGUUUCAUGAUAGAAAAAGUGCAGUUAAACGUGUAAUAUCGAAAGAUGCUAUUCAAGAAAUAGAAGAAAAGUUUGCCAAUGUUAGCAAGUUUCAAUCAAAGGUAUCAGUUAGCGCGUUUGAAAGAUGGAAAAGAAAUGAGAGUGAAAAGGAACAUUGUAUUCGAAGCUUCUCGCAGAAAAUUGAUCAAAAACUCAAUGGUGGCUUUCAAUCAGGGAUUAUUUACGAAUUUGUCGGAGCCCCUGGAUCGGGCAAGACUCAGUUUUGUCUGCAGUUGUUAGCCAACGCUUUCGUGCCACGAGUACUGCAAGGACCACAGGCUGAAUCAGCUGUGUUCAUUGACACUGAAACUUCAUUUUUCUCUACAAGGUUCUCUAGUGUCUUGUCAAAGACAAUAUCACAUUGUCAGUCGUUACACCCGAAGCUGCUAAACGACCCAACUUUCAAUAUCGAAUCAAUCAUCAAGCGGAUAAGAGGCUUCCGAUGCCACACGAGCGAAGACCUUCUCGUUUUGCUUCAAACGCUCAAUUCAGAGCUAAGAAAACCGAACUCAACUAAGCCGAAAUUAAUCGUGAUUGACAGUGUUGCCAGUCCAUUUCGAGUAAGUCAUUUCGAGUCAGUGAAGAAACGAUGCAACGCAAUCGCUUAUCUCUCUUGUCUGUUGGUGCAACUUUUGAACUCGACGGGAGCCUGUAUAGUUUUGAGUAACCAUAUUACGACAAAGUUGGUAGACAACUCUCAAGGGGUGAUAGUCGGAAAUUAUUUUGUGCCUCUUUUGGGUGAUUUUUGGGGAACCACAGCGCAUGUUAGAAUUCUUUUGUCCGAAGACUCAGUUGGCCGAAAGAUGACUGUGUUCAAAAUGAUGUCUGAAAAACGAGAACUCGAAAAUGAAGCGUCUGUUUUUCAAAUUACUAAAAAUGGAAUUAGAGAUGUUAAUCUGAAUUCUAAAUGAAAGAAUUGGCUUGUCUGUUUGUUAACUGUACUACAGAGUUUCAGUAAAUUUAUUAUUUGAUCUUCUA